GAGGAUCACACGGCUGGUGGCAGCUGGCAGCUUCAAUUUGCGUCUACAUAAAUACAGGUACCAGCGUCUCCGACAAAACAGGCCCAUAUCAAUGCGAAGAUGGCCAAACAGCGGUGCAGGCCUGGCUGGUGGCACACAGGUUCGGUGGUGAUUAGGAUCAGCUUUGGACCUGCCCGGUCAAGGAGCUGCUGUGGAUAAAACGUUCUUCUCUUCCACCACAGUGUAACGCAGACACAGCAAGUAUCGCGCAGGAGGCCCAGGAAGAAGCAGGCGGGCUCACUAGCACAGCUAGUGGGAGCCGUCGUCGAGCGUGCAGUCACGGUGAGAUCUGGUCGGUCGCGUUAGUCACCUGCAUUUGCCUGCAGGAGCAGCAGCAGCAGCGGAGCCGGCUGGAGACUGCAUCAUCCCGACUUCCAGCAUUUGAGCCAGUCUAUCCCUUCUCAAAGGACCCAGGCAAUUCCACGUCGCGGCGCAGUCCAGAUCAGCAAAAGGGCAUCUCCAACCGUGCCUGCAAUUUUACCUUUGCUGCCUUGUGGAUGCCGACCGCUCGGCAAUUCACGUCAAGUCCAUCACUACGUCAGCCGACAGUUGCUACCACCGCGCCUUCCGUCAAUACACUCAUCUGGUGGCAGUGGACGCAGUGGAAAUCCCGCUCUAUCCCGUGGGCCACGGCCUGGGGGUCGGCUGCCUGUGAUUUCAUGCUGCGUUGUUCCUGAACAAAACAAGAGAAAAAAAAUACCAAUUAGCGUUUAUCGUUGCGCCUUGACCAGAAACACCAAAGUGCCGGGUCCUUUCUGGUGGUGCCGAACAUCUGCACCUCACAUUCCAUACAUACAUACCCGUACAUAAUCUACCUAACCUUCCUCCUCCUUCUUUAAUAAUACUACCAGGCAGCAGAGUCGAGGGCGGACCGCCUCGUCGCCAGGAUGAACACCAGGCAGCCUAUUGAGAGCUCGGAACCGCCAGAGGCGCUCUCCGUCUCGUUCAAUGCCGACUCGAGCUGCUUCGCCGUGGCUUUGAACACAGGUUUCCGCAUAUUCACAUCGGCCGAGUGUGACCAACAGGCCUCCCGGGACUUCCCAGGGGGCCUGGGCCUCGUCCAGAUGAUGGGCAAGACUAACUGGCUGGCCCUCGUGGGCGGCGGGCGCAGGCCAAUGUUUGCGCCCAACAAGGUCAUGCUCUGGGACGAGGCCAAGUCCGAGGUCUCGGUCGAGAUAAGCAACAUGUCAAACGUCUGGGGCAUGCGCCUGGCACGGAACCGCAUCGUUGCUGUGCUGCAGGACUGCGUGCGCGUGUAUUCCUUCGCCAGGCCGCCGGACCUGCUCGCCCGCCACGACACGGCCGAUAACCCUCUUGGCCUCUGCGACAUGUCGGACCGCCACAUCGCCUUCCCGGGGAGGACCGCGGGGCAGGUCCAGCUGGUCGAGAUCACCACUUCGAGCGUUUCCAUAGUGCCCGCCCACUCGGCGAGCCUGGUCGCCAUCCGCUUCAGCCCCGACGGCUCGCUGCUCGCCACCGCCAGCGAGAAGGGCACCAUCAUCCGCGUCUGGGCAACCGCCACGGGCGCCCGCGUCGCCGAGCUGCGCCGCGGCUGGGACCCGGCCACCAUCUUCUCGCUCGGCUUCAGCCCCUCGGGCGCCAUGCUCGCAUGCACUUCGGACAAGGGAACCCUGCACGUGUACGACGUCCCGCACCCGUCAAAACCAAACCAGUCCGCUGCCGCUUCGGCCGCCGCCGCAGGAGGGGCAGGGAGCGGAGCCAGCGCGCCAGGCUCUAAGAGUCCGACGUCUAAGUUUGCCGGCCUUGGCGGCUCGACGGCCUCGCUCGUUUCGGGUGUGGGGGUCGAAGCAGGCGGCAGCACCGUCGGUGACGGCGCGCAGGAGGGCGACGGCGGCGCCGGCAAGAAGGGCAAGUGGGGCCUCCUCGGCAAGAUCCCCCUGAUGCCGCGCUACUUCUCGGACGAGACGUCCUUCGCGCAGGUCAACUUUGCAAACACCAACCAGCCCGUCGCGGCACCCGUCGCUCCCACCAUUAUGAUUGGCGGCAGCGCCAGCAGCUCCAGCAUGAUGGAUUCGACCCCCGCCCCUCCCCCGGCCCCCUUCGGCUCCCUCAAGGGCACGCCCUACGACAUUGUGCGGCCGCCCAUAAAGGGCAUGAUCGGCUGGAUUAGGGAGGACACCAUCGUUGUAAUCGGCGCUGGCACCGACGCGCGCUACGAGAGGUUCAAGGUUGUGCGCGGCCAGGACGGUCGGCGCCUGUGCGUGCGCGACGGGUGGAAGCGCAUCCUUGGCGAUAGCUAGCAGGGUCUGCGCAAGGAGUACGAGAGGGAGCGGAUGCUACUCAAGGAGAAAGAGCGGCAGACCGAGGAGAGAGAGCGACGACUCCUCAAGAUGCAGCAACAGCUGAAGAAGGGUGAGUAGCAACAGCAGAGGCGGUCGGGCGAGCGAGUGAAGGGAAUUGUUAUAGAAUCUGCACCAGGCACUGAAGCAUACGUGGGGACUGGCGUUUUCGUUUUCCCUUUAUUUUGUUUUUCUCUUCAUUUUCCUAUUCCACCUAUACGGCAUAUCGCGCGAGGUAAAGCGUCUUUCUUUAGCCACAUGAUUUCAAGAGGGAAAUGGUACGGACGGGGAAUGUCGGGGUAGGAACGGGUGCCCUGGCUCUGGCAAGCGUUUGUUUGUAUUUAAACGUAUACAAUCUAGCGGGUAAUAUGAUACAGCACCGAACGGGUUGCUGUCCGCUGUUGGGCAUGAUCCGUUCGGUGCUUGGAAAUUCUCCAUUCUCGGCCGCCUGACUCGUUGUUCGCC
Gaeumannomyces tritici R3-111a-1 is the source of this 2804-nucleotide messenger RNA. RefSeq lists its product as hypothetical. Gene Ontology annotation, biological process: protein localization to phagophore assembly site; nucleophagy; protein lipidation. Gene Ontology annotation, cellular component: cytosol; phagophore assembly site membrane; extrinsic component of membrane. NCBI's taxonomy places the organism in Eukaryota, Fungi, Ascomycota, Sordariomycetes, Magnaporthales, Magnaporthaceae. The transcript has a single exon. The coding region runs from base 927 to 2300 and encodes 457 amino acids. Gene Ontology annotation, molecular function: phosphatidylinositol-3,5-bisphosphate binding; protein binding; phosphatidylinositol-3-phosphate binding. The record is from RefSeq and is a predicted model, not a curated record.